AGCACGCGCUAUCAACAGUAAUACACCGGCACAAGGUGUGUUGUUUCUCUCGUUUUUAAGGUUUUCUGUCCAAAUAUGAAAAUUGAAGAGGUGAAAAGCACUGCAAAGGUGCAGCGGAUUUCCGCACAUUCGCACGUGAAAGCCUUGGGGCUGGACGAAAAUGGGGCAGCAAUACGCGCGGCUAGUGGUUUCGUGGGCCAAGAGGCAGCCCGUGAGGCCGCUGGUAUUGUCGUCGAGAUGAUUCGGUCCAAAAAACUAGCUGGACGCGCUGUCCUUUUUGCUGGGCCACCAGGCACUGGCAAGACAGCCAUCGCACUCGCUAUUUCUGCUGAACUGGGCUCAAAGGUACCAUUCUGCCCAAUGGUUGGCAGUGAAGUUUACAGUUCUGAGGUGAAGAAAACAGAGGUGCUGAUGGAGAACUUUCGCAGAGCAAUUGGACUGCGUAUCAAGGAAACUAAAGAGGUGUAUGAGGGAGAAGUCAUUGAGCUAACUCCUGUCGAGACAGAAGCACCGUCAGCAGGCUAUGGCAAAACCAUAAGUCACGUUAUUAUUGGACUUAAAACCGUGAAAGGCUCAAAGCAGCUCAAGCUGGAUCCUUCAAUUUAUGAAAAUUUGCAGAAGGAGAAAGUUGAGAUAGGAGAUGUCAUUUACAUCGAAGCCAACUCAGGAUCUGUCAAGCGGCAAGGAAGGUCUGAUUCGUAUGCCACGGAAUUUGACCUGGAGGCUGAAGAGUAUGUGCCAUUGCCAAAAGGUGACGUUCACAAGAAAAGAGAGGUGGUCAACGAUGUUUCGCUGCACGACCUGGACACGGCAAACUCCCGACCGCAGGGGGGCCAAGACAUUUUGUCUCUGAUGGGCCAGUUGAUGAAGCCAAAGAAGCUGGAAAUCACCGAAAAACUCAGAGUGGAGAUCAAUACGGUGGUGAACAAGUACAUUGAACAAGGCACUGCAGAACUUAUCCCAGGCGUCCUGUUCAUCGACGAGGUUCAUAUGCUUGACAUUGAGUGUUUCACCUUCCUGCACCGCGCCCUGGAGAGCUCCAUCGCACCAAUUGUCAUCUUCAGUACAAACAGAGGCCGCUGCAUUGUCAGAGGAACAGAUGACAUCUACGCGCCACAUGGGAUCCCCCUGGAUCUGCUUGACAGGUUGCUGGUAAUCAGGACAAUGCCUUACUCGCGAGCUGAGAUGGAACAGAUCAUUGCGCUUAGAGCAAACACCGAAAACCUGGCUCUGGAUGACGAGGCUCUUAAAUUGAUAGCAGAUAUCGGAUACAAUGCCACUUUGCGAUACGCUUUGCAGCUUCUGACGCCCGCGGCUCUCAUCUCUAAAGUUGGAGGACACUCUUCCAUCUCCAAGGAUGAUGUGUCAGAAGUAAACGGUUUGUUCUUGGAUGCGAAAUCGUCAGGCAAGAUUCUGAGCAAGAAUGCUGAGAAAUUCCUGGCUUGAAUACUUGAACAAUUUAAGACUCAGUUAUGAGUUGCAAACCUCAGUUCUAUGUUGUGAAUGUGACAGUGAAAUCAGCAGAUGAUAAUUUAGUUUUUUUAUUGGAAUAAAUGAUAAAUUAAUUAAAAAAAA
Messenger RNA from Cloeon dipterum, 1575 nucleotides. It is a transcript of the gene pont, whose product is annotated as pontin. The transcript is spliced from 6 exons. The record is from RefSeq and is a predicted model, not a curated record. Bases 76 to 1446 code for a protein of 456 amino acids. Lineage: Eukaryota; Metazoa; Arthropoda; Insecta; Ephemeroptera; Baetidae. Gene Ontology annotation, biological process: box C/D snoRNP assembly; chromatin remodeling; regulation of transcription by RNA polymerase II. Gene Ontology annotation, cellular component: R2TP complex; Ino80 complex; Swr1 complex. Gene Ontology annotation, molecular function: DNA helicase activity; ATP binding; ATP hydrolysis activity.